AUGUCUCUUCCAGGUGGACACCAGCCCCUGAGCCUCAUGUUUCUUUUGGGGCUGGGGCUGGCAUCAGAGACUAUCAACUGCCCAGGCAGGUGCAGCUGUCAGUACCUGGAAGUGAACUGCACAGGGCAACAGCUGCAAGAGCUCCCUGUGACCAUCCCACUGGAUACCAGGCAGCUGAUUCUGGCAGCAAACAAGAUCUCAUACCUGCCUGCAGUGGAACUGAGCUUCCUCGCUGACCUGGUCUAUCUGGACUGCCGGGAGAACCUCUUGGGGGAUGGUCUGGAUUUCACUUUACGCAUCGGGAAGCGUGCCGAGAACAUCACCUGCUACAUGCCAGAAGGUCUACGCGGCUUGAAAAUGCCCGCAGUGGAGGCACAGCUCCAGCUGGACUGCCUGAUCCAACUGCACAAGCAGGACUACAUCUUUCUGUGUCUCGUUGGCUUCUGUAUAUUCUCAGCUGGCACUGUGGCAGCCUGGCUGGCUGGCAUCUGUGCAGUGAUAGAUGAACUCCACACUGCAAAAGGGGAGGAGGAUGAAGAGGAAGACACAACCACUUAG
This is a messenger RNA of Rhea pennata, 558 nucleotides long. RefSeq names its product leucine-rich repeat-containing protein 52-like. The transcript has 2 exons. Gene Ontology annotation, cellular component: voltage-gated potassium channel complex. Gene Ontology annotation, molecular function: potassium channel activator activity; transmembrane transporter binding; voltage-gated potassium channel activity. The record is from RefSeq and is a predicted model, not a curated record. NCBI's taxonomy places the organism in Eukaryota, Metazoa, Chordata, Aves, Rheiformes, Rheidae. Bases 1 to 558 code for a protein of 185 amino acids.